Messenger RNA from Odobenus rosmarus divergens (Pacific walrus), 1111 nucleotides. It is a transcript of the gene TRMT61A, whose product is annotated as tRNA methyltransferase 61 homolog A (S. cerevisiae). Gene Ontology annotation, biological process: tRNA methylation. Lineage: Eukaryota; Metazoa; Chordata; Mammalia; Carnivora; Odobenidae. The record is from RefSeq and is a predicted model, not a curated record. Bases 54 to 962 code for a protein of 302 amino acids. Gene Ontology annotation, cellular component: nucleus; tRNA (m1A) methyltransferase complex. The transcript has 3 exons.
CACAGCCCUCUACCCAGAUUCCAGGUGCACCCUCCUGGCACCUUUACACGCUCAUGCUGACACACUUCCUCCCAGGUCCCAGGCACCUGCCAGAUAGCAACACCAUGAGCUUCGUGGCGUAUGAGGAGCUGAUCAAAGAGGGUGAUACGGCCAUCCUGUCACUGGGCCAUGGUGCAAUGGUAGCGGUGCGUGUGCAACGUGGGGCACAGACCCAGACCCGGCAUGGUGUCCUGCGGCACUCAGUAGACCUCAUCGGCCGCCCCUUCGGCUCCAAGGUGACCUGUGGCCGAGGUGGCUGGGUAUAUGUGCUGCACCCCACGCCUGAGCUCUGGACACUGAACCUGCCACACCGCACCCAGAUCCUCUACUCCACCGACAUUGCUCUGCUCACCAUGAUGCUGGAGCUUCGGCCUGGGUCUGUGGUCUGUGAAUCCGGCACUGGCAGCGGCUCCGUGUCCCACGCCAUCAUCCGCACCAUCGCGCCCACAGGCCACCUGCACACCGUGGAGUUCCACCAGCAGCGGGCGGAGAAGGCUCGGGAGGAGUUCCAGGAGCAUCGAGUGGGCCGCUGGGUGACGGUGCGCAACCAGGACGUGUGCCGCAGCGGCUUUGGUGUGAGCCACGUGGCAGAUGCUGUUUUCCUGGACAUCCCGUCUCCUUGGGAGGCUGUGGGCCAUGCCUGGGAUGCCCUCAAGGUUGAAGGUGGGCGCUUCUGCUCCUUCUCGCCGUGCAUCGAGCAAGUGCAGCGCACCUGCCAGGCGCUGGCCGCCCGCGGCUUCUCGGAACUGAGCACCCUGGAGGUGCUCCCGCAGCUGUACAACGUGCGCACCGUCAGCCUGCCUGCACCUGACCUGGGGGCUAGCCUGGGGCCCGACGCCGGCCCCUUCCGCAGCGGCACACCCAUGAAGGAGGCCGUGGGCCACACGGGCUACCUGACCUUCGCCACCAAGACCCCGGGCUAGUGGGCCUCCCGCUGGGAGCUGCAGGGAGCCGAGAACCCGUGGAGGGGGGCCGGGGGGCAGCUCAGCCACAGGCCACCUUAUAUGGUCAGUGCACGCCUGCCGGGGCCUGUGUUUAGACAGAACAUGUGGCGGGCGGGCGGGGCGGGGCU